Molecule: messenger RNA, 3377 nt
Organism: Peromyscus californicus insignis
Lineage: Eukaryota; Metazoa; Chordata; Mammalia; Rodentia; Cricetidae
Gene: Qsox1
Product: quiescin sulfhydryl oxidase 1
Exons: 12
Coding region: 143-2407 (754 amino acids)
Biological process (GO): protein folding
Cellular component (GO): Golgi membrane
Molecular function (GO): protein disulfide isomerase activity; flavin-dependent sulfhydryl oxidase activity
Source: RefSeq, a predicted model, not a curated record
CAGGGGCGGCCCCGGAGGCGGCGCCGGCCAAGGGGCGGAGCCUCGUAGCUCCUCCUCGCGGGCGGAGGCCGGAGGUUCGCGGCGGCCUCCCGGUACCGACUGGUCACAAACUUGAGCGAGGUGGACGUUCCAGCCGCCUAGGAUGAGGAGGUGCGGCCGCCGCUCGGGGUCGCCGUCGCAGCUGCUGCUGCUGCCGCCGCCGCUGCUGCUGCUGCCGCCGCUGCUGCUGCUCGCGGUGCCCGGCGCUGGCGCGGCCAAGCUCUCGGUGCUCUACUCGUCCUCGGACCCUCUGACGGUGCUGGAUGCCGACACGCUGCGCCCGGCGGUGCUCCGCUCCUCCAGCGCCUGGGUGGUGGAGUUCUUCGCCUCCUGGUGUGGCCACUGCAUCGCCUUCGCCCCGACGUGGAGGGAGCUGGCCAACGACGUGCAGGACUGGAGGCCGGCCCUGAAUCUUGCUGUCCUGGACUGUGCUGAUGAGGCCAAUACUGCUGUCUGCAGAGACUUCAACAUCCUAGGCUUCCCAACUGUGAGGUUUUUUAAGGCCUUCUCCAAGAGUGGUCCUGGCACAGCGUUAUCAGUGGCUGGUGCUAACGUGGAGACGCUACGUAGGAGGCUCAUUGAUGCUCUGGAGUCCCACAAUGACACAUGGCCCUCAGCCUGUCCACCACUGAAGCCUAUCAAGAUGAAGGAGAUCAACAAAUUCUUUACAAGAAAUAACAUAGAGUACUUGGCCCUGAUCUUUGAAAACAAAGACUCCUACCUGGGUAGAGAGGUAGCUCUGGACCUGUCCCAGCGCCAUAUACCGGUGCGCAGGGUCUUGAAUACCGAGAAAGACGUGGUGAACAAGUUUGGUGUCACUGAUUUCCCAUCAUGCUACCUGCUCUUUCGGAAUGGCUCUGCCUCCCGAGUGCCUGUGCUGAUGGAGUCCAGGUCUUUCUACACAUCGUACCUCCGGGGACUGUCUGGACCGAUCAGGGAGACCUCCUCAACCACAGCGGCGCCGGUCACUACUGAGAGUAUAGCACCCACAGUGUGGAAUAUUGUAGACCACUCCAAGAUCUACAUGGCCGACCUGGAAUCCUCACUACAUUACAUCUUGCAUGUAGAAGUGGGAAAGUUCUCGGUUCUGGACGGACAUCGCCUGGCGGCCCUGAAAAAGUUUAUUGCCGUAUUGGCCAAGUACUUCCCUGGCCGGCCUUCGGUCCAGAACUUCCUGUUCUCUCUAAAUGACUGGCUCUACAAGCAGCAGAGAAAGAAGAUGCCCUACAGUUUCUUUAGAGCUGCGAUGGACGACAGGAAGAAGGACUCGGUUCUCGAUGAGAAGGUGAACUGGGUUGGCUGCCAAGGCAGUGAGCCACAUUUCCGGGGCUUUCCCUGCUCCCUGUGGGUCCUCUUCCACUUCCUGACUGUGCAGGCAAGUCGGUAUAGUGAAAACUACCCACAAGAACCAGCUGACGGCCAGGAGGUCCUCCAAGCCAUGCGGAACUAUGUUCGGUUCUUCUUUGGCUGUCGAGACUGUGCUAACCAUUUUGAGCAGAUGGCUGCUGCCUCUAUGCACCGCGUGACAAGUCCCAAGAGUGCAGUUCUCUGGCUCUGGACUAGCCACAACAGGGUUAACGCUCGCCUCUCGGGUGCUCCGAGUGAGGACCCCGUCUUCCCCAAAGUGCAGUGGCCACCCCGUGACAUGUGUUUUGCCUGCCAUAAUGAACUCAGCGGACAGCAGCCUGUGUGGGAUGUAGAUGCCACCUUCAACUUUCUCAAGGCUCACUUCUCCCCAGGAAACAUCAUCAUGGACUCUCCUGCAGCUGGACUAACAACCCAGAGGGGUCCCCAGAAUCCGGAAACUACCCCAAAGCUGGUAAUGGAUGCAUUAAAACUGGAGACCAGAAAUUCAGUGCUGGGCCAUGAGCAGGCUGCUUCUACAAAGUCCCCUGGAGCUCCUGCCCUAGAUGUUCGAGCUGAGAAGCCUGAAGCAAGUGACCCCCAGGAACUAUACACAGGCCUCAGAAUGAGUGGCGCUCCACCAGGGCAGGGCCCUCCUGAGCACAUGGAAGAGCUUCAGAGGGAUACACAGGAGCAUGCCCAGGGCCAGCAUCACUUGAGCAAGAGACACAGUGAGGCCUUAUUGCUGCCUGAGGUGAACCACCUCCAAGGCUCUUUAGAGCUAAGGCGAGGGGGCCGCAGCCCCAAGCAACUAGCCAGCAUACCUGAAGGGGGACCAGAGGCCCGAGCUGUACAGGAAAAAGGCCCGUGGCUACAGGUUCUGGGAGGGGGUUUUUCCCACCUGGACAUUAGCCUCUGUGUGGGGCUCUACUCUGUGUCCUUCAUGGGCUUACUAGCCAUGUACACCUACUUCCGGGCCAGGAUGAGGACCCUGAAGGGCCAUGCUAGUCACCCCGUAGCCUGAACUGUCCAGGAAGAGGACAGGAAAUGGAGCUGCCAUCCAUAGAGCUUUUUUGGCCCCCUGACCCCCUUGCUUCCCCUCUACCCUUCUUCCCUUUUCUCCCUGAGCGUAGCAAGAAAGCUAGCUGUUACAGUGAGCCCUGGAGUCUGCUGUGAAGGAGUCCAUAGACAAGACAGGGUCCCAGUGUCAUCUGACCAGCACGGGGCAGGGCAGCCUACGGCAGGGGUCGGGGGGGUUCCGGGAGGCUCAGGCCCUGGCUUCAGCACCAAAUUCCUGUUUUUCAGCUUAUGUGAAGUCCUCCCCAUUCCCGCUGAAGUCUCAAUGUCUCCUGCUUGGUCUUGGCCUUAAAUUGAGGCAGACAAGUCCAGAGUUUCCAUCCAGAAGAGAGUAUCCUGGGCUGGGUGGGCUGGAGUGGACCUCCUCAGUGCAUUCUGAGGUUCUGUCUCCUUCCCUCCCUCUCAACGUGAAGAAAAAGCAGCAUCACUCCUGCCCUACCCAGCUUCGGCACCUCAGACCCGAGUGGGCUUUGGCUACAGGAGUGUGGGUCUGGAAGCCUCAGGAGGUGAUCCUGGUCUUCCAGGUUCAAACUAGAGUUUCUGCUGCAAGGGUGUAGUUUGAGGUCGGUGGGGUUUGGCAGGCUGGGUGGGUGACAGUGGCUGGACUGUGGGCUGUGCUGCUUACUUGGUGGCAGGGGUAAAGGGGUGGGUGACGCUGGGUCCAGGUAGUCCUGUGCUCGCUGUGAGAGGGCAGACUUCUCUCUGAGCUGGGGCUCUCGUCUUUUAUUUUGUUCUCUAAAAUCAAUCCUGACUGUUGGACGUGGAAGGUGCUGGGUUGAGAGCAGUGGAGGAGGGGUUUCCUCUUUGGGUUCCACUGCGGGCAGGCAGAGGUGGAAAGAGGCUGGGACACAUGCUUCCUUCCCACUCUCCCACUACUGCUUGGGAGGGGCGAAUAAAAUUAUUUUUGUUAAGUCACA